This is a messenger RNA of Closterium sp. NIES-65, 696 nucleotides long. The record is from the annotation of a GenBank genome assembly. Lineage: Eukaryota; Viridiplantae; Streptophyta; Zygnematophyceae; Desmidiales; Closteriaceae.
AUGGGUAGUGACGUGUACGGUGAUGACGUGGCUGCUGCUGACGUGACAGAGACUAAUGAUGCGUCAGCAGAAAAUGGUGAUGACGAGGAUGAUGAUGCGCUGUUCUAUGAUGCGGAUGCUGACGUGGAUGACAGUGAUCAGGAUGGUAAUGAUUGUGCUGGCUGUGGUGAUGGUGCUGAUGGUGCUGGCGGUGGUGAUGGUGCUGGCUGUGGUGAUGGUGCUGGCGGUGGUGAUGGUGGUGAUGCUGAUGUCAGCAAUUACGAUGGUGAAAUUGACGGUCUUGUUGGGAGUGGCAGUGCUGCUGACGGUGGGGAUUGCAGCAGUGAAGGAUCCAACGGCUUGCAAUCAGGACAAAACAGCAUGCACCAUUCUGCUGCUGCUGCUGCUGCUGCUGCUGCUGCUCCUGCUGCCGCUGCUGUCCGUGCUGCCGCUGCUGCCGGUGCUGCUGGUGGCACCAGCAGCACCGUACACUGGCCGUGCCUGGCAGCUGCUGGGAGCCUUCCUUCCAUCAAACUUGGGGAAGUUCGAAAAUUUACCAGAGAGGGGGGCGUGUGCGCGAGCGCGAGAGUGCCCGCCUGCUGUGGUUCCGUGGCCGUUUCUGCAUGGGGAGGAGGAUGUGAUGGGGGUGCAUGGGACACAGCAUGGCAUGGUUCACGACAGGGGACAUGCAGCAGAAUGCAGCACCGUUUGCCAUGA